AUGGGGGCAAAAAAAUCAAAGCCAACGCCACCGCUAAAGUCAAGAACAAGCCUGGAAAGACGAAUGUCACUACUAAUACCAACGCCAAUGCCACCGGUAAUAUCACUACCAACGUCAACGCCAACAUCAACGCCAACAUCAACGCCAACGUCAACGCCACCGCCAACGUCAACAUCAACGCCAACGUCAACGCCACCACCAACGCCACCACUAACGCCACUACUAACGCCACCACUAACGCCACUACUAACGCCACCACUAACGCCAAAGCACAGCGGAGACAUUGAGCCAAAGGAAUUGUCCGGGAGUAAUUCAGAUACGUCUAGUCUUCAAUCAUAUUUAUUUUAUGCCGAAACGGAACAUCGUGGGCCUCGACCGAUAUGCUACACAGCUGCAGGCGGAGGUCACGUUUACAUCCCUUUUCCAGUAAACCCUUGGGAGAUUUUAGGUCUGACAUCGAAUAAAGCUUCUCAAAGCGACGUAAAGUUUGCCUUCAGAGAAAAAAUCAAGCAACCAGAACGCCAGAAACGUGCUUUGGUCUCCCUUGCCAAUCAUAUAUUGACCUCCACAGAAGCGAGGUACAAGCGUGCACCAGAUAGCGAUUUAUUCACAAAGAUAGAAAAUGAAGCGAAAGUGAAGAGAGAUCAUUUUUCUGUUGCAGCGUGUGGUAACACCGAGGAACUUCGGGUGUUGAUAUCAAGAGACAAAUCUCUUGUAGAACGUGCAGAUGAACACGGUCGUACGUUGUUAUACCUGGCCUGCAAAUCUGGUUUUUUUGAUAUGGUUAAAAUGCUGUUGCAGAAAGGCGCUGAUAUUAACAAGGUUCAGAAAGAUGGUAGCACACCCCUCCACGCGGCGGCGUUUUUUGGUCACCCUUUGGUGGUUGGUCUGUUGCUUGAAUAUGGUGCAAGGAUAGACAUUAAGAACAGAUGGAACAGUACAGCAUUAGAAGAAAGCGACUUAAACAAUGUCAAAAUGCUGAUUCAAAAUUUUUCAUCAGAUUACAUCUUUUCUCUUAAAAUAAAGUUGACGGAGAAAAAACUCAUUUCGAAAAUGCGACCAAUCGAGUUCAAAGGGCAGGUGAUUGCAAAGGAGUUAAUCCGUAAUCUAGAAACGUUUGAUUCGAAAACGUGUUCAAGAAUAAACUCAAUUCUGAAAGAUUGGGAGAUAGGAUGGCAUGGAACUCAAUGUAAGAAUAUUGAAUCAAUCCUUGAGCACGGUCUCAUUCCCGCGGGUACACGUGAGAUUUUACCACCAAGUGGUCACAUAGGUCUGGGGCGAAGCUUUCUUGGUAUUUCAAACUGGGCAGCGGCCAUCUUUCUGUCACCAAGUAUUACCUACGCGGCACACGCAGCCUAUUCAGAAAGGGUUUCAUCAAACGGUUCGCGCUGGUGUGUCGUGUUCAAAGUAUACUGUCAGCCUGGAACCUACAAGACAUUUGAUCCAACGGUUUUGAGCUAUGAAGGGAUGGAAGGUGAACCUACCGAACCCGAAUAUCGUAUUCCUGUUGAAGAAGAAAACAAAGAAGUUAUUCUGCGAGUGGAGUCAACACGGCAUGUUGUCGUUCGUUCAGUCAUAUUCAUUCGUGCAAGCGUUUUGGAGAAUCAAGAUAUAAUAUUCAAGGAAUUAGAACCACUUUUUAGGGCAUGACAUUGACAGCUUUCAGUAUUCUUGUGAUAUAAUCGAACAUAUUUCAGAGAAGUCGAACGAAAUAUAUCCUCGUAUAACUUGUUAAAAUGGAACUUUAACCUUUUCUUAAUUUACAGUUAACUGCAAUAUAUUUCACAGUAGAUUUAACAGUAAUUAUAUAAUGAAAUAUAAUAUCAAGGGAGGUUUAGUCAAUACAAUGAUGAAUAUAAUCGAAGUAUGUAUCGUAGCGUUGUAGUUCGAUCAAUUAUGUUCAUUCGUGCAAGCGUUUUGGAGAAUCAGGAGAUAUAUUUCAACUUUUAAGAUAUAUUUCAGCAAAGAUAUUCUGAAGGAAAAAUGAUGGUUGGCAGUCGAUAUAAUACAUAAUCGCGUAUGAAUAUGUAAUAUUAUAAUAUUACAAUAUUAAUACAUCCUGAAAUGUGUAUUCUUAAUGUGUGAUAUAA
This is a messenger RNA of Dendronephthya gigantea, 2090 nucleotides long. Its product is annotated as poly [ADP-ribose] polymerase tankyrase-1-like. Gene Ontology annotation, molecular function: protein binding. The transcript has 3 exons. The record is from RefSeq and is a predicted model, not a curated record. Lineage: Eukaryota; Metazoa; Cnidaria; Anthozoa; Malacalcyonacea; Nephtheidae. Bases 1 to 1650 code for a protein of 549 amino acids.